This is a messenger RNA of Eupeodes corollae, 1802 nucleotides long. RefSeq lists its product as uncharacterized. The record is from RefSeq and is a predicted model, not a curated record. The coding region runs from base 93 to 737 and encodes 214 amino acids. Lineage: Eukaryota; Metazoa; Arthropoda; Insecta; Diptera; Syrphidae. The transcript has a single exon.
UCCUUCUCCCACAACCUUUCAACCUAUACCAUUUGAUAAAACUCCCUAUAAACGAAACUCUCAAUAUAAAUUUAAAUCAAUCCUAUGUAAUUAUGAAUGAACAUUUCAUCCAAUACAUGAGCAAACCUUGUACAUCCAUUGAACAUACGUUUUACUGCCCAAAAGAAGAGCUAAAGAACUUGACCUCUGAAAAAUGCAUACCAAAAAUCAUUCAAAACAAGGAAGCAACCUGUGACGUCAUCGAAACCACCAUCAACAGUAGUAUCACCCAACCAGAAGAAGGAUUCAUACUAUUAAUUAAUUCCCCGACCACGAAGAUGACUUCAACAUGUGGAAUCGAUGACAAAUUUAUCUCCGGAACCCUGCUUUUACAUUAUGAAGAAUGUGAAAUAAAAAUUAACAAUAUUAUCUACAAAAACAAAUUAACUAUGUUUUGGGAUCAAAUUAAAAUUAUUCCAUCAAUUUUUAUAAAAAUUAAUAACUCUCUUCAUUUAGACAAAUUUAAUAGCAGUACAUUGGAAGCAACCAAAAUAACCAACACCGAAGUUAUCACUUUGACCAAAGAUAUGCCAGACCACCGACCAGAGUUUUUGAUUUACAUCAUCAUCAUCUUUAUCUUAACUGCAACCAUACUAUACCUUAAACGUCAUAGAAACAAUAAUCCUGAAGAGGAAGCAAUGGACCAAGAAGCUCCGAACGAUAAUGUUACAUUAUCAUGGCCGUCACUUCAUACUUAGGCGGGAGGAGUUAUGAAUCUUCAUAAAUAUAUAUAUAUACAAUAUCAAUGUAAUCAUAACCUUUACUUAAUGUUCAUUAUAAAUAAUAUUAUAUUUCAUUUAAAUUUGAUUGUCAGCACAUAGUUGCUUUAUUUUGAAUUUGUAAACUAAAACCAUUUAAAUUCAGGUGUGAGAAGCCUUCUGCAUUUCCGUUCUCACACCAAAUAAUAAAUAUGUAUCUAUAGUUUGUUCUCAUUGUGAAGGUUAUGAAUUAAAAAUCUUGUGCAUUUGAUUUUUGGACGUCGACAAAUAAAGUUGUUUAUUUUUUUAAAAAAAAACUUUCGUUGUUAACUUAAUUCGCGCUCCAUUAUUUGUUCCCUCAAAGUUUUAUCUUACAUUUUGAUUAAAUACAUUAAAAUUCAUUGUAAAUCAUUUAAAUUAAAUUCAGCCAGAUUAAAUUGAUUUUGAUGAAAAAAAAAAAACUAACCAAGUGCGUCUUUUCAUUUUUCUGAACAAAACUGUGGGAAGAGAAUCCCACAUAAAUAUAAAAAAUGGAAGAAGAAAAAAGAGAUCUUACUAAAGAAGAAUUAGAAAUCGAAAAAAAUAAUAAAAAUAGUGUAACAAAAGUGUCAGUAACUUACAACCAACAUCAUUUAGUCAAUAAUGCUAGGAAAUUAAAAUUAAUACUUAAAAAAUCACAAAAUGAAAUGUAUAAUGCUUUGUUCAAUAAAAAAAGAAUAGGUAUCUGGAACAAAAAAAUUGUAUUGUAACUAUUAAUUAAACGAAAGAAAAAUUAUUUGUAUUUAAAAAAAAGAAAUAUAUAUAAAUAUAAAAAUGGCAAGGUUGGGUUCUGAAUUUGAAUUUGAAGGGGAACUUUUAAAUAAGGAGUUUACUUUUAUAACGAAAGAAAGUGGGACUAUAGUUAAUUUAACGUUGGCCCAAAUUUCAGAAAACUAUAAAAUCAGUUAUUCAGUUAUUGAAGAAGAAUAUGUAGUUUUUCAUGAAAACAGGUCAUUCAAAAGAAGUUUAUUUUUACAAGUAUUAGAAGAAGAGGGUAAAGAUAAGGAACGGGUAUCGAAGACAAUG